ACUUCCUGCCCUCUGGUCCUCUCCCUGUCCUCCCUCUCCCGGAGUCCCGUAGCAAACAAGCGGGGGCCGAGGGCAGACGGACAGUUCUGGAGAAAACAAGCAGCAGUUUUAAGAGCUAGAGAGAAGGCGGUGCUUAAAACUCAACAGCAGGGACGUCUUAAGAAGUUGGGGAAAGGCGACAGGUGGAGAAUGUGUAGUGAGGUCAGGGUACAAGGAAGGCGUAGGGUGCAAGGGAAAGGACUCUGUCCUCGGGGGAUCUGUCUUCCUCUGUCUCCUCUCUCAGUGGCCCAGGACAACAGUGACAGGGUGCUGAGGGGUGCUGAGUGCACGCCGCACCCCCAGCCAUGGCAGGUGGCCCUCUUCGAGCAUGGACGCUUUAACCGCGGUGGUUCCCUCAUCUCCCCGCGCCGGGCGCCCUCUGCGGCCCGUUGCCAAACGCGGUAUGAAGGCUUAGGGUCCCGAGGGGCCGUGGCGGGAGCGUCUGGGCACCUGAGAAUCACGGAUUGGGAGGAAAAGAGCUGGAGCCUGAGGACUGAGUUCCAGGUCCCGCUGUCCACGCGCUGCCCCCAGCCCAGCGAGGCCCGUGGGGUGUCUGGCUGGGGCUUGGUGUCUGACAACAAGCGCGGGGCCACAGGGAGCCCAGCGUCACAAGGUGCGUGGAAACAUGGAACUGGGUGUCAGGCCUCGAGGGGUGACUUCGGGGGACCCCUGGUCUGUGGGGAUGUCCUGCAGGGCAUUGUGUCCUGGGGUGACGCAACCACCAAGCCCACUGUCUAUACCAAAGUCUGCAGCUACUUGGAGUGGAUCAAGGAAACCAUAAAGAGGAACUGA
Kogia breviceps (pygmy sperm whale) is the source of this 831-nucleotide messenger RNA. The record is from RefSeq and is a predicted model, not a curated record. Lineage: Eukaryota; Metazoa; Chordata; Mammalia; Artiodactyla; Physeteridae.